UUGUAUUUAGCAUAAAUCUCUCAAAUAGUAAACCAACAAAGCAAAAAAGAAAGGAGCACAUGGGGAAGAAAAUGAAGCUCCCUUUUCUCUCCAACACCAAGUGCAACAGCAAACAAGCAAAAUCCUCAUGGCCAUGGCCUUCCUGUCACCAACCGAGAACCCUCUCUUUCAGAACAGAUGACAGCCUGUUCAAGACCAUCAACUCAGCUUACUUAGACGCCAUCAUUGAAGCUGAAACACCCGAGUCUUGGUUCUCCAACUGUUCUGAAUCCGCAAGCUUCUCAACAGCAUCUGAUGACGAAUAUGGCCAGGGGGCUGAUACUGUUGAGACUGUCAUUCGAGGCUUAAGGUCAGAGCGGCUUUUUUUCGAGCCUGGAGAGACUAGUUCAAUCCUGGAAGAGGCAAAACCGAGUGAUGGGUCACCUUUUAAAGAGAGUGUAGUCUUGUCAAUGGAGUCUCAAGAUCCGCAUGCUGAUUUCAGGAAGUCUAUGGAAGAAAUGGUGGAAGCUCACGGGUUAAAAGAUUGGGAAGAUAUUGAAGAACUGUUGUGUUGGUAUUUGAGAGCAAACGGAAAAAGCAAUCAUGGCUACAUCGUUGGUGCCUUUGUUGACUUGCUUGUAGGACUUGCUAUUUCUUCAACUAAUAAUUGUAUUCCUUCUUGUUCUAAUUGUUCUCACUCUCCUUCUUCUCCUUUAUCUUUUUACACUUCUUCAUCUGAGGAUAAUUCUUCAACAACAACUCCUUGUGCAUCUUCAUUGGAAGCUGAGGAAGAGAUUGAUAAUGGUCAUUGUCUAUCUUCAUUGUCAGGAGCAGAUCAGAAGGAGAUCAUUGAAGAUAAUAAAGAUGAUGCUUCUUCAUCUUUAUUGGAUGUUUGA
Messenger RNA from Durio zibethinus, 875 nucleotides. Lineage: Eukaryota; Viridiplantae; Streptophyta; Magnoliopsida; Malvales; Malvaceae. The record is from RefSeq and is a predicted model, not a curated record.